Messenger RNA from Cynocephalus volans (Philippine flying lemur), 501 nucleotides. Its product is annotated as large ribosomal subunit protein mL49-like. Gene Ontology annotation, molecular function: structural constituent of ribosome. Gene Ontology annotation, cellular component: ribosome; mitochondrial large ribosomal subunit. Gene Ontology annotation, biological process: translation. Lineage: Eukaryota; Metazoa; Chordata; Mammalia; Dermoptera; Cynocephalidae. The record is from RefSeq and is a predicted model, not a curated record.
AUGGCAGUGAUCAUGUUCCAGACUGCACUGCAGGGUUGGAUAACUGGCGUCCAGCUGAGCUGCAGGCUCUCGUGGCUGAGCCAGACUCAGAGGUUUCUGAAUUACUCCAGCUUUGUGGAGUCUGUGGAUAAAUAUCAGUUUGUGGAGCACCUGUUACCCUACCCCCUCCCCCCCCCCACCAGCAUCCUAAAGCUCCCAAAGCAUGAUUAUACUACAUCUAGUGGGUCUCAGAGACCCCCACCCAACCUACCCUACUUUGGGAAGCACUCUGGGGUGCACAACAUCCCUGUAGACAAGGACAUCACACAGGGAAACCACCAGAUGACUUGGAUCCAGAAGGUUGAGAGGGAUAUCUGGGCCCUGAAGAAGGAUGUGGAAGAUUUUUUGAGUCCACUGCUGAGAACACAAGUCAUCUAGGUCAAUAAGAUGACAGGUACUCUGUGGGUCAAGGGCUACUUUGAACAGCAGCUCAAAGUCUGGCUCCUGAAGAAGUGCUUCUGA